AUGUGUGUCACAGUGCGGCACAGCUGCAUGCGUUUGCUCAUGCAGUCGCGGCCCCAAGCAGGUGGCCUGUUUCUGCUGGCAGCAGCCCUGCAGCUAAGUCUGCCUCGCAGCGUUCCAGCAAUUGGCACUGGAAGGUCAGCGUGGCCCGCAACUCCAUCACUGCACCAAGUCAAUUUCGAAAACUCUCAUAAGCUUUGCUCCACCCACAACACAGAUAUUCAAGAGUCUUUCGAUUGCCCGAUAUGCCUUCCAACCACUCAGACUGCUGGAUGCCCUGGCUCCAUCCAGCCAGCCCGGAAGCCAGUGCCAUUGCAGUUCUUGCAUUUCACCAAACCCUAA
Ostreobium quekettii is the source of this 339-nucleotide messenger RNA. Lineage: Eukaryota; Viridiplantae; Chlorophyta; Ulvophyceae; Bryopsidales; Ostreobiaceae. The record is from the annotation of a GenBank genome assembly.